Molecule: messenger RNA, 517 nt
Organism: Colletotrichum navitas
Lineage: Eukaryota; Fungi; Ascomycota; Sordariomycetes; Glomerellales; Glomerellaceae
Exons: 1
Coding region: 73-348 (91 amino acids)
Source: RefSeq, a predicted model, not a curated record
AACCACCCCCCCCCCCCCCCCCUCUCCGGUGGUUCGUGGGCUGGCGAAGGGAGCGCUUGGCUGUCUCCCUCCAUGUCGAUGUCGACUUCGGUCUGGCUAGUCAAGCUCUUGUCGUUGAUCAGUUUUCCUUCUCUCGACUCAUACAAAGCGACGCACACAGCGAGGUACGUUUACAACCGACCGCUUGGAGAAGAAAUCACGGCCAGCGCCAACUCGGACUCUGUCGGGACCGGGCAUUAUUGCAUUGUAGGAGGGCAGCAUGUUCGCCCACGUCCAAGGGAGCGGGAGAGAGGCACACAGGCCAUUGCACCCCCACAGGUUCGAAAUGUGCAUGGCAAUAGUUUGUAGCAUACACCACGGAUACUACUACGACUACGUAUGAACUGGGGCGCGCCCAUCAGCCAGAUACACGACAUGCUCGUGCCCGGACUGAACCGGCCGCGGAUGUGGGAUCCAUCUAACCUGCACCUAUACCAAUUUUAAUCACGUCAGGCCCCCGUCGGCUCGUAAUCAUGGC